CAGGAAGUGAGGGAAGCGUCCUUGGAGAUGUUGUUAGUAGCAAAACUUUGGCAUCUUUCUCCAGUCUGCGCGCAGAAUGACUCGAUUAAAGAACUAAAAGCUAGCCGGUAAUAACGUCGUGACCAAUGAGAAAAGUAAUAAAAGUUCCUAAGUAACCAUGACUGCAGCGGCUCUCAUAGGAGACCAGCUGAUCCUUGAAGAGGACUACGAUGAAAACUAUAUACCCUCUGAACAAGAGAUCCACGAAUACGCAAGAGAGAUUGGCAUUGAUCCUGACAAUGAGCCGGAGCUCCUGUGGCUGGCCAGGGAGGGCAUCGUUGCCCCUUUGCCUCCUGAGUGGAAGCCUUGCCAGGACGUGACGGGCGACAUCUACUACUUCAAUUUCUCCACGGGCCAGUCCACGUGGGACCACCCCUGUGACGAGCAUUACCGCCGCCUGGUGGGUCAGGAGCGUGAGCGCGCCCAGCUCACAGCCGCCGCUGGCGGCGCAGGGCUGAAGAAGGAGAAGAAGAAGAAGAAAGAGAAGAAGGAGAAGAAAGAGAAGAAGAAGAAAGAACCACUCAAGGCUCCUGGAGCACUAAGUUCAGCUCUGGCACCGUUACCAUCCCCGCUUUCUAGCUUGGCUCCUCUGCGAGGUCUGGAUGCCCCCGGCCAAGGGGCUCUCUCCGCCCCUACCCCUGCUCUCCGAGGGUCCCUGGGCAGCUCUGGGGGACUGGAGCCCCUCAAGACAUCCCUACGGGGUCCUCGAAGCAGUGGGGCAUCUAGUGUUUUAGGCAGCAGGCAAGAGGAGAGGGUCUCGCUUACUUUGCCUGGUUUCGAUGAUGAAGAUGAUGAUGAUGACAUAGAUGAGGACAAAAUCUCUGAAAAUGAGCCGAGCCCCCGUGGUUCAGACCGACUACUGAAGAACCUCCACUUAGACCUGGAUGCCCUUGGAGGAGGCUUACAAUAUGAGGACAGUGAAGCGAGUGGUGCAGCUCCUCCUGAGGAGAGGACGGAGCCAGAGUUGCAGGACUUGGCCAUGUCUGGAGACCACAGCCCUGAACCGCCAUCCCAACAGGACUCUUUGAGGGGACGCCGCGUCCGCCUGUCCCGGCAGGCGGGCAGUGGGGACCGUGUCAGUGGGGAGGGGGCCUCCCCAGAACCUGAACACUCAGAGGAGGAGGUAGAGGAGGAGGUAGAUGAGGAGGUAGAGGAGGAGGUAGAGGAGGAGGUAGAGGAGGAGGUAGAGGGGGAUGUAGAGGGGGAGGUAGCAGAGGAGGACAGUGGGGAGUUGGAAGAUGCUCGCAAAGAGAAGGGAGAGGAUGAGAAAGGAGAGAAAGCAGAAGAGGGAGAUAUUGAAGCUGAAGGAGAAGUAGGAAAAGAGAUAGAAGAUGGAGAGGACGCAGCAGAUGAGAAGGACCAAAGAAGCCAAGAGGAAGGUGAAGGGAUGGAAAAAGACCAGAGAGGAAGUAAAGAGACUGAGGAAAGCCAGAAGGACAAGGAAGAGAGUGAUGAAAUAGAGGAAGAAGAAAAAGAUGGAGAAGUAGGGUCAGAAAGCGUAACGCAUAGCAACAGACAGGAGAGUAAUGAACUGGAAGAAAGUGACGGCGAUGAGGAAUUGGAAAGGUAUGAUGACAGCCAGAAUGAUGAAACCAAAGACAGAGCAGGAACCGUGGAGAGUGAUGGAGCUGGGAAGAAUGUUACUGAGGAGAUGGAGGAGGCAGAAGAAGUAGAAGAAGAAGAUUUAGAGGAAAGUAGCGAUGAAGUUGUGGAGAAAUGCUUCCAAAGUGAUCAAGGCGGAGGGAGUGAGGAGCAAAAUGAAACUAACAAAGAGAGCAGUGAGCUUGAGAAAGGCGUAAAUGACGGAGGGCAGAUGGAGAGCGACAAAGAGGCGGCGGGGAUGAGAAGCAACGAAGGGCAAGAGAAGGAUGAGAGCGAUGAGGCUUUGGAGAGAUGCUCCUUAAGCCAGAGGAUCCUGACGGAGAGCGAGGAGGACGUGUUAGAAAGGCGCGCGCCGAGCGAGGGGGAAGAGACUGACAGGCAGGGAGCGGAGAUCGAGAAUGAAUCAGAUGGCCUUGAGCCCCGAAGAGCAUCGGAGAGGCAGGAGGAAGUCUUGGAGGUUUUCAAAGAGGAACAAAAAUCCCCCCUUCCUGCAGAGGCAUCUGAGGCCAGCAAGCACUUUGAAGAGGCUUCAUCCUCCAUAGAUGUCAAGCUGUCGGAGAAAGUUCUGGACAUCAACGACCUGUCUGGCACACUCAGUCCUCUUGAGAAAGAUGACAGAGGGGAAACGCAAGAAGAAGACGGGAAUGAGGAAGGACUGAAGACGCAGAAGACAGAUAAGAGGCAGACGAUGGCUAAGGACGACCCUCCAGUCCACAGUGUCGACCGACUCGUCCUCCACCAGUCCAGCCCUUCUCCCUCUUUCUCCAGCUCCUCCCGCUCAGAACGAGGCGUCAGCCGGCAUCAGAAAGCCCAAGGCUUCGGCGCGCCUGUGGUCCUGCAGAGGCCCGAAACCUCCAGAGGUCGGCUCGUCCGCGCUUCCAACACCCAACUCGAAGAUGCCGAACUCCCCUUAAAAACCCAAGUCCCAACUCCACUGGGAGUAGAGGCACACUUGGAUCGGAUCAGGAGAGACGGGGAAAAGAAGGUAAAGGAGAAAGAGGAGGAGGAGAGGAGGAAGGCAGAGAAAGAGGAUAUGAGUCAGAGAGAAAGUGAGGAGAAGGAGAAAAGGAGGAAUGCUGAUGAAGAGAUGGAGGAGGAGAGGGAGCGUUUGUUAAAGGAAAAGGAGAUGAGGAUGCGCCUCCUAAGGGAAGAGUUGAAGAGAGAAGAGGAGGAGGAGGAGGAGGAGGAGGAGAGGGAGCGUUUGUUAAAGGAAAAGGAGACAAGGAUGCGCCUCCUAAAGGAAGAGUUGAAGAGAGAAGAGGAGGAGGAGGAGAGGAAACUGAAGGAGGAGAGUGAGGAAAGACUGAGGGCCCUACGACAACGUCUCCUGUCUGAGAGGAGAGAGGAGGAGGCCAGGCUGAGCGAGGAGGCUGAGGGAAAGCUGGAGGAACUCAGAGAGUCUGUUACGAAGGAGAGAGAGAAGCGACAAUCCGAACUCAGGGAGGAGAGUGAAGUCAUGUUGAAGGAGUUACAAGUCGCUCUGGAGGAGGAGCGGGCAGCGGCGCGCCACAGACUGGAAGCCCAGAAGAGGGAGGACAUGGAACGUCUGAAGGAGGAGUCAGAAGAGGAGCUGCAGGCCGAGAGGAGGAGACUCCAGAGAGAGAGGGAGGAGAAACUGAUCUCCAUAAAAGACGAGGUCAAAAACACCGAGCGGAGGAGGGACCUGAUGAUGAGUCCACGACCUGAACAGAAACUGGCAGAGUACCACCGAGAGCUGGGCGAUGUGCUGCAGGAGGUGCGGGAGGAAGUGCAGCGUGAUCACGAGAGGAAGCUGGAGCAGCUCAAGGACGACCACAGGAGGGAGAUGAACGGCAUCAGAGAGAAAUACCUGGAUGAGGAGGCUGCUCAGAGGGAGCGCUUGCUGUCCACCCUGCAGGAGGACAGAGUGCAUCUCCAGGCCUCACACUCCGUCCAGCUGGACAAGCUCCGCUUGCAGCUCGACUCACAGAUACAAAAGACUCAGCUGGCACACUCCCGCAAGGAGUCAGAACUGCAGGAUCUGGCAGAUCAGCUGGAGCUGAGAGCCAAAGAACUGAAGAGCCAGGAGGCCUUGCUGCAGACCAAGGCAGAAGAUUUGAGGAGGAGGAGGAAGAAGCUCGGCGAAGAAGAAGAGGAAGUGGACAGACAAAUAGAGACCUUACCUCGGCUGAUGCGCGAGAGAGACCAGCUGAUGGAGGAGCUGGAGAGGGUGAGAGCGGAGAAAACUCAAGCCCGGGAACUCCACCAUAGAGCCAGGGGGGAGGUUAUUGAGGCCAAGGAGCGGGAGGAGAGGCUGAGGGAGGAGAGAGACAAAGCCAGGGAAGAGAGCAGGAGAGCCAGGGAGGACAAGGAGCGGCUGGAGUGCAAGGUGCAGCUCCUGCAGGAGAGAUGCGAACGGCUCAGUCUCAGAGUCAGUGAGCUGGAACAAAGCGAGGGAGGGGCCGCCUCCUCGAGACCAGAAGAGGACAAAAAGAAGGUAGAAAAGGUGACGGCGCCCUCUAGUGACACCAGAGACACACCGUUACAUGUAGAGGACCUGGAAGAGCCGCCUCUCUCCCCUCUACCAGACAGCCACAGCAGCAUGGACGAGUUCCGGCGGUACCUCUCCUCACACGGCGCCUCCAUCCAGAAGACCAAACUCUUCCUGGAGAGGGAGAGCAGCCGGCUGAUGGAGAGACAGGCAGCUCUGCAGGCAGCCCAGACCAGCUCCACUCAGCUCCCCAGUCAUGGAGGAGGAGGAGGAGCGGCCGAGGAGACCAUACGAAACCUCCAGCAGGAGGCCAGAAAUGUGGCGGAGCUGCAGCGGGCGGUUCAGAGAGGGAACACUCUCCUGCGGAGGAAAGCGGAGCAGCUCCAGCAGAUAGAGAGCUCUAUAGCUGCUGAGGAGCCACUAUUCGAAGAUUUGUCUCGGCUAACGGGAGAGAGGAAGGUAACCUUUGAUGUGACGGAGUCUGAUCUUAGCAGCACUGUGGAUCCACCUGAUGGUCCAGGAGCUCAUCCCACCGUUCCGGCCAAAGUCCAGGAAUUAGCAGAGUCCCUGCAGCAGAUCUCAGGACAGCUCAACACUGUCCUGAGGGCACUGGGCUCGCUGGCUCAGAGACAGACCCUCCCCCCUUACCCAGCUUUCCCUUCACCUCAGCUGCACUCCAUGCCACCUCCGGCGCCCUCCACCUCCUCAGCGGUCUUCCCACCUCCUCUGGGCUCCAGUCCUUUAGCCCCACCGCCUCCAGCUCCAGCCUGGACCUGGGGUCCUCAGGGCGGCGCUGCGGCGACCCCUCUCUUCAGUAGCCCCAUCAGCAGCGGGCUAAGGGGCUCUGAGGACCUCAUCAACAGCCGAUGGAAUCAGAUAUUCCCUGGAGCAUCUAUUGAUCCGAUAUUUUCCAGCACCACAAGAACCACCUCAGCUCACUCGUCAUACGCUCCUGCUAGCGACCAUGGCCUCGGCCUGCGGUCCAUGCAGAAACCAAUGGAGAUGGAUGGCCAGAGGCUGCAGGGGCUGAUAGACGGCAACAAGAAGUGGCUAGAGAUGCGCAAGAAAGACACCAGCAUACCUCUGUUCACUCGCUAUCGGGCUCCCUCCUCCAAGAGCGGCCUGGUUCAGCUGGGCCUGGACGAUAACAACCAGAUCAGAGUCUAUCACUACUGAGGACAUGACGCUCAGUUCCCUCCUGGUGCACUUUGACUGUCACUGAGGACUUUUGACUGUGACGGGUCAGCACACUAAUGUUUACAUUCCUUUUUGAAUCAGUUCAGUGCAAAGGUUUCCAGGGAUCGUCCCGUCCCCCUCUGCUGUGAUUAGAGGAGGAAACGCCUGUUCAGGGAGCCGCAUGUCACACAGGGCUGAGGACUUUUGUCCUCCAACGUUAGAAGGUUUACCUUGUCACGAGGCUGUCUAGUCUGAGACAAUCACAGAGAAGUGUCUUGAAGCCAUUUUUUGAAUACUCCACCAGAGUUUUGUGAAAGCUUUGUGUUUUACAGCUGUGCAGAGCUCACGUUAAGUGUCAGGACAGGUUAGAGGUUUGUGUUUAUGCCACUGGUUUUAUAAUGCGCUUACACAUUUUUAAAAAUAUUUUAGAAGAAACUGAAAGCCUUGUUACAGUCGAUGCUUUGUACAGUGUUAUCUUGCCUUUAUAGUAAUAGUGAGCUGUUGAUGAGUGUAACUUUGAGAACACCAGAGAGAAACUGAUCUUUUGUGAUGGUAUGUACUGUAUGUAUGUAAAUAAUGCUGUAUUUUUCUAUGAAAUAUUUUAAUAAAUCAUCUUCUUUUUAUAUAUAUA
This is a messenger RNA of Mugil cephalus (flathead mullet), 5897 nucleotides long. RefSeq names its product centrosomal protein of 164 kDa-like. The transcript is spliced from 28 exons. The record is from RefSeq and is a predicted model, not a curated record. Gene Ontology annotation, molecular function: protein binding. NCBI's taxonomy places the organism in Eukaryota, Metazoa, Chordata, Actinopteri, Mugiliformes, Mugilidae. The coding region runs from base 158 to 5266 and encodes 1702 amino acids.